Antechinus flavipes (yellow-footed antechinus) is the source of this 4877-nucleotide messenger RNA. It is a transcript of the gene OPA1, whose product is annotated as OPA1 mitochondrial dynamin like GTPase. NCBI's taxonomy places the organism in Eukaryota, Metazoa, Chordata, Mammalia, Dasyuromorphia, Dasyuridae. Gene Ontology annotation, cellular component: cytoplasm; microtubule; mitochondrial membrane. Gene Ontology annotation, molecular function: microtubule binding; GTPase activity; GTP binding. Gene Ontology annotation, biological process: mitochondrial fusion. The coding region runs from base 193 to 3234 and encodes 1013 amino acids. The transcript is spliced from 31 exons. The record is from RefSeq and is a predicted model, not a curated record.
GCCGGCCGGGCCCCCGGAAGCGGAGGCCGCUAGCCGAGCCGCGGCUGCCACUGGAUGUCCUUGCCGUCACUGCGCGCUCCUCCCUUGGCCUGGGCCGGCCGCCGCUGAAGCCCGCGGAGGAGAAAGAGCAGGAGGAGCCGGAGCCCGCGGAGGAGGAGCAGGCAGCGGCCUGAGACCGCUACCGGAGGCGACAUGUGGCGGGCGCGCCGUGCCACCGAGGCCUGUGAGGUCUGCCGGAGCCUGGUGAGCGCUGGCUGCGCCAUCAGAGGCGCGCUCUCCCUGCCGCAGCCGCGCCUCGUGUCCCGGAGCCUCCACCACCCGCGCCCCCCCACGGCGAGGCCUCCGCGGGCCCAGCUGCAGGGCUGUCAGCCCUUCUCCUCCCUCAGCCACCUCGCGCUCCGAAGAUGGAAGCUCUCUCCGGCCAAGCCCAGCUACCAGUCGCGGAGGCACUUCUGGCCGGCCCGCCUGGCGGCCCGGCUCCUGCGGCUCCGCUACCUGCUCCUGGGGUCGGCCGUGGGCGGCGGCUACACAGCCAAGAAGACCUUCGACCAGUGGAAGGACAUGAUGCCCGACCUCAGCGACUACAAGUGGAUCGUGCCUGACUUUGUGUGGCAGCUGGACGAGUACAUCGACCUGGAGAAGCUCAGUAAGGCCCUCCCGGAUUCAGAGGCCUUGGCGAAGCUGAUUCCGGACCUGGACAAGCUGGCGGGAAGCUUCAGCCUGCUCAAGGACUUCUUCUCCACAGGUGACAAAUGGGUUAGUGAAGUCGUAGGAGCUUCUGACCUUCUGUUGUUAGGGACCUCGGGAGAAACGGCGUUUCGAGCCACUGAUGCGUCCGAAAGCGACAGGCAGUUUAAAAAGGGUCUGCUUGGUGAGCUCAUUAUCUUACAGCAGCAAAUCCAAGAGCAUGAAGAGGAAGCCCGCAGAGCAGCUGGCCAGUUUAACACAGGCUAUUCCCAGCAGCAGCGCAAGGUGACAGACAAGGAGAAGGUGGAGCAGCUUCAAGAAGAACUCCUGCGAACUCAGCUGAAAUAUCAGAGAAUCUUAGAGCGUUUGGAGAAAGAGAACAAAGAACUGAGAAAAUUAGUGUUGCAAAGAGAUGACAAAGGGAUCCAUCACCGAAACCUGAAGAAAUCUCUCAUCGACAUGUAUUCUGAAGUCCUGGACGUUCUUUCGGACUACGAUGCCAGUUACAACACCCAAGAUCACCUGCCCCGGGUUGUCGUGGUGGGGGACCAGAGCGCCGGGAAAACCAGCGUCCUGGAGAUGAUCGCCCAAGCGCGGAUAUUCCCUCGCGGCUCCGGCGAGAUGAUGACCCGCUCCCCCGUGAAGGUGACGCUCAGUGAAGGUCCUCACCACGUGGCCCUGUUUAAGGACAGCUCUCGGGAGUUUGACCUGACCAAAGAGGAAGAUCUCGCAGCCUUGAGACGAGAGAUUGAGCUCCGGAUGAGGAAGAACGUGAAGGAAGGCUACACCGUGAGCCCCGAGACCAUCUCUCUGAACGUCAAAGGGCCCGGCCUGCAGAGGAUGGUCCUGGUGGACCUGCCUGGGGUCAUUAACACGGUGACGUCCGGCAUGGCUCCGGACACCAAGGAGACCAUCUUCAGCAUCAGCAAAGCCUACAUGCAGAACCCCAACGCCAUCAUCCUCUGCAUCCAGGACGGGUCAGUGGAUGCUGAGCGCAGCAUCGUGACGGACCUGGUCAGUCAGAUGGACCCUCACGGCAGAAGGACGAUAUUUGUGCUGACCAAAGUCGACCUGGCGGAGAAGAACGUGGCCAGCCCCAGCAGGAUUCAGCAAAUCAUUGAGGGAAAACUCUUCCCCAUGAAAGCCCUGGGUUACUUUGCUGUUGUCACAGGAAAAGGAAACAGCUCCGAGAGCAUUGAAGCCAUCCGAGACUACGAAGAGGAAUUCUUCCAGAACUCCAAGCUCCUGAAGACGAGCAUGCUGAAGGCCCACCAGGUGACCACGAGGAACCUCAGCCUGGCCGUGUCGGACUGCUUCUGGAAGAUGGUGCGCGAGUCCGUGGAGCAGCAGGCCGACUCGUUUAAAGCAACGCGCUUUAACCUUGAGACCGAGUGGAAGAAUAACUUUCCCCGACUGCGAGAACUUGACCGGAAUGAACUCUUUGAGAAAGCCAAGAACGAGAUACUGGACGAAGUCAUCAGCCUGAGCCAGGUGACGCCCAAGCACUGGGAGGAGAUUCUCCAGCAGAUGCUGUGGGAGCGAGUGUCGACCCACGUGAUCGAGAAUAUCUACCUUCCUGCCGCCCAGACUAUGAACUCGGGCACGUUUAACACCACGGUGGACAUCAAGCUGAAGCAGUGGACUGACAAGCAGCUGCCCACGAAGGCCGUCGAGGUGGCCUGGGAGACCCUGCAGGAGGAGUUCUCGCGGUUCAUGACGGAGCCCAAGGGCAAAGAGCACGACGACAUCUUUGACAAACUCAAGCAGGCCGUGAAGGAGGAGAGCAUCAAGCGGCACAAGUGGAACGACUUUGCCGAAGACAGCCUGAGAGUCAUCCAGCACAACGCCCUGGAGGACCGCUCCAUCACCGACAAGCAGCAGUGGGACGCCGCCAUCUUCUUCAUGGAGGAAGCCCUGAGGGGGCGGCUCCGGGACACGGAAACUGUCCUCGAAAACAUGGUGGGUCCAGAUUGGAAAAAGAGGUGGAUGCACUGGAUGGGGCGCACCCAGGAGCAGUCCGUUCACAACGAAACAAAAAACGAACUGGAGAAGAUGUUGAAAUGUAACGAGGAGCAUCCGGCCUACCUGGCCAGCGACGAGAUCACCACCGUGCGCAAGAACCUGGAGUCGCGGGGAGUCGAGGUGGACCCUUCCCUGAUUAAGGACACCUGGCACCAGGUCUACAGAAGACACUUCUUGAAAACGGCCCUGAGCCACUGCAACCUCUGUCGGCGAGGCUUCUACUACUACCAGAGGCACUUUGUGGACUCUGAGUUGGAAUGCAACGACGUGGUCCUCUUCUGGCGCAUCCAGCGCAUGCUCUCCAUCACGGCCAAUACCCUGCGGCAGCAGCUCACCAACACCGAAGCAGUCCGGAGGCUGGAGAAGAACGUCAAAGAGGUACUGGAGGACUUUGCUGAAGACAGCGAGAAGAAGCUGAAGCUGCUCACGGGGAAGAGGGUCCAGCUGGCUGAAGACCUCAAAAAAGUUAGAGAAAUUCAAGAAAAGCUGGAUGCUUUCAUUGAAGCCCUCCAUCAAGAGAAAUAAAUAAUAGAAUCCCUCCCAGCAGCAGCUGCCUCUGAAUACAGUGAACAAAGAAAAACGCUUCUUGGCCUUUCUCUUUGGAGAGCCUACACGUGGAAACAUGCCUUGUCCAGAAAACAAGUAACUUAUUCUUGGUGGAGCCUCUGUAGUUACAACACCCCCCGUCUCUGCUGGCGUGGCUACAUCAUCACCCUCUGUUUGGAGUCCAACUGCCCAGGGCACAGGUCCUUGUGAUAGAGAGACUGGUUUUACAUGGUAGCCAUUGCUUUUCCAGAAAAUAUUGCUGAGUGUUUGAAAUAAAAACCUGGAGCAACACUGUCAUUUGUAUAUAAAGUAAUCCUAUCCCCAAAAAGUCAUCGUUUGGAUCUGUGAUGUCCUGUCAGAGGAUCAACGGAUUGCCCCCAUUCACUUUAAGCUUGCCACGUGAAAGGGAACAGUCUUUGGCAGGAAAUUGGGAGCUUGAACAAUUCGAUGUCCUUGAAGUUUGGGGUUGUGAUCAUGUUAGCCGUAAUCAUGGUGUCUCCAGCCUGGGCCUUGGAUUCAGUGUUGGCUAGGCUUCUUUGUGUCCAAAGGGAGUGAAAAAACCCAGUUCCAAGCAAUUUGCUGGCACUCGAGAUCAUCUGCAAAAGAGGGAUUUUUUUUCUUUUUAGAGGUACACGAGAGCCCUUGAUUGCUAGUACGAGCCUCUCGUGCCCUCAAACACGUGCAACGAUCAUUUCAAAGCACAGUUUGAGGGCAAUCAGUGACAGAAACCAAGGACCCGCCUCUGUCACCCACGCUGGUGGACCUGACGUGUUCCACUGAGGCGGGACCACUCCCUUUGGAGCCACAGGGGCUUUUCCCUAUGAUGUGUCACUUUCCUUGGCAUUCAGCUUCAUUUUCCGGCUUCUAAUAAAAACUCCCACUUCAUGACAAUCUGCUUCCUCCUGUCCACUUAGGGUUCCUUUGUCCAAAAUUCAGGUUUUUAUCACUAGCCUAGGGAUUUCUCUUCAGUAUUCCAAGCAUUCCUGCCCAUUUGAGUAACAUUUUUCGAGACUUGGAGCCUGACAAGGAAGCUGAAGGGACUUCCUCCUCCCCAGGCUUGUAGCAUCACGGCACAUUUUAAGUUUGUUAAACUUUUGGAUUCUGGUAAAGCAACCACCUCAAAUGUGUUUUCUCUUUGUGUUGGUAUGGAGGGACUUGUAUUCCUGAAAAUUUCAGCCUUCAGAGAGGUCAGGACUGUAGAGCAAGGUCAGACCUUCUCUGGGUCAGGAGGAGAAAAGGCUCCCACCCCCGACCCUCUGGAAGGAAAGAUUCCUUGUCACCGGCUGGGUUUGGGGGCCCUCCUAGUAGCGUCUGCCUGGGUCACUCCUGGAGAAGCGUGUUAAGGAGAAAUGCCCACAGGGUUCAGUGUUCCCAUCUCGCCCUUCUCCAUUUACCUCAGCCUCUCACCCGGUGCGCGAGUAAGCUGAAAGGCUUUCCACACAAACACUGGUUCAUUUGCACAUUAAGAUGUUCCUUUAUAAUUGAUCUCAUGCUAAGUGUGAUUUUUUCUUUUCUUUUUUCUUUUUUUUUUUUUUUGAGGGAGGUCGGGGGUGGAAAUUUAGGUAUUUAUUGAAUGCAGAUGUAAUUGAAGGAAAAAAUAAAAUGCCUUUGGAACCCCUGAA